GAACUGAAAGCUGUUGAAGUGACAGGUAGAACGAUCAUUUUACGUGAAAAAAGGUCAAAAUGUCUGCAGGUGAACCUCCCCCUUAUCAGGAAGUUACUGGUCAACAAGGUUAUGGCACAGUACCAGGAGCAGCACCACCAUACCCUCAACCAGGGAAAUAUCCAGGUGGCCCACAGCAUCCCCAAGGAGGAUAUACCAACCCUGCAGGACCCCCAGCAGGGGCCUACACCGGUGCCCCCUACACCAAUAAUACUGGGGCACCCUAUACUAACCCACAGCAGGCAGGGUACCAACAGGGAUAUCAAAACUACACAAGCAGUAAUGUGAUUGUCCAACAACAACCUGCUUCUCAAGUGGUCAUUGUGGGAGGCUGUCCAGCGUGCAGGGUUGGAGUGUUAGAAGAAGAUUACACCUGCCUCGGUGUAUUGUGUGCCAUUCUGUUCUUUCCUCUUGGAGUUCUGUGUUGCCUAGCAAUGAGACAAAGACGAUGUCCAAGCUGUGGAGCUGUGUUCGACUGAGGUGCCCAAACAUUCUAGUGGGGCUUUGAUGUUCCUAGCAUGUUCAACCUGAAACACUGAUUAAUUAAAUACAAUUUUGUUUGUGUCUUUUGAAUUUAAUUGGAUUUCAUUUGUGGGAAACUUGAAUUUAAUUUCAUCUUCAAUAUCUGUUUCUCAGUUUUAAGAAACUUAUAGUGAAUUCUGACACAAAAAUAUUUGUCUUUUUUAGUUAAUUUUUUUUUUAACUUUCGGAUGCUUGACAAAAUUUAUUUCUUGAAAAGUUAAUAUUCAGAGUUGAAGACGACAGUAAAUCAAAUUUCAAAAAAUGUUAUGGAUGUGUUAAAUCCAUUAGAAAGUAUAAUGGUCGAAUGCUUUUUCAUUUACCUCAAUUUGCAUCACAAAGAAAGGUAUUAAAAGGUAAAUUCUGAUAAUUUGAUUUAUGAAAAGCAUGGCAUGAUAUUUCUAGGAGUACUUAAGAUUUAUAUAGCAUUUUUAACUCUAUAAAUAAAAAAAAAUGUGUGAAAAAUUACCAGAAAGUUAAGAUAAUUUCUAAAUACCAAUUAUUAUUAUUAUUAUCAUUAUUAGGUGAGGUAGCUUAUAACUUUAAAGAUCAGAAAGAGAUUAAAACAUUUAAUGUUUUCUUUGUUGUAUGUAUGUAUGUAUGUAUGUGUAUGUAUGUAUGUAGGUAUGUAUGUAUGUAUAUUGUUUGAAUGAAAAAGAAUGAUGGGUAUAUGGCAGAAUAGUUCAAAUAUUUGAUGGGAUUAUUAUAGAAAAAGAACAUGUUAGAAUUUUUUUUUAAAUAAUUGAGAUCAGUUAUUUACCUUUUUUUAAAAUUAAAGUAAGAUCACUGAAAAAUGAAGAGAUUUGAUGCAAAAUGGUCCUGGCAUAGAAGUGCACAUGUUGUGUUUGAAAAGUUACAUCCUCAUCCAGACCUGAAAAAACACGGGAUCAUAAUUUUUAUGCAGAGUAAAGGAUAAAUACACAGGUGUGUAUGCUGUUCACUAAAUUUUUUGCUGGGGUUGCUUUUUCAUUACUUCAUUAAGCUUGUUUUCUGUUGAUUUCAUUAUUUACACAUAUAGUAAAUUCUGUCCGGCUUAUAACAGUGCAAACAUGCUAUGGUGAAAUCAGGGCCUUGCAAACGCUUGUAAAUAGCUUGAUUUUCUGCAAAUUUAAUAUCAUUGUUUAAAUGGUAAAUUGAGGUGUACAAUUCCCAUAAAAACAUAAGUAGAUAAUUUUGUACAAUUUUCUGCAAAAGCAUCUUUUGAAACCCUAAUGCGUGCAGUAUUAUCCCUUUAAGGAAUAUCUUAUUAGCAUUUUAUGAAGGAACUCUUAAUUUUUUCUUCUUGCAGAUCUGUAACUUGCUUUGCUGAAACAAUAGCAUCAAAUAAUGAAAAAAAAUUUCUGGAACAGAUAGUUUGAGGGAUGUAUAAAAAGAUUAUCAUACGUUCCUGAUAGUAGUGAAGAUUAUUGCCAAUAGUUAUGUAUUAGUUUGAUAUGAAAAUUUGAGUCUUGUAUAUAAUGUAAACUUUGUGAUCUGUGUUGAAAAAAAUAUAGUGGGUACCCAAUAAACAUGUUUUCGACGUAUAUGUCUGCAAAAAAAAUGAUUGUAAAUUGAAUUUUAAUAGUAAAGUACACGUGUUCCUUCUAAAAACUAUCAAUAGUUUACUUUGCAUAUUGAGCUGAGGUUUUACAGAAGUUUAUCAAUAAGAUAAAUUGAUGUUGAGUUUCUCUGCAGAGAUUGUGUUAAUUUUAAUGUGAGCUUGUAUUUACAGUAAUAGUGCAAUAAGGAUGUUUUCUCUUACUAAUGUAUAGAUUGUUUAAAAUGUGUAUUAAAUUACUUUACAUCCAAUGAUCACAUAUAAGCAUGUAUGGAUAAUUUGUGCAUGAAAAUAUUUUAUCUAUUAGAAUUCAUAGUGAUGUGUGUUUAAGGAGGUACCAAUAAGGGUUUCACAUCAACUAUACAAGCAGACCCCCAUAUAAACCUAUAGUUCUGACAUCCAAUAGUAUCAGGCUGUUCAUGCUUUAGAGAUCUCGGAGUUCAAAAAUCUAAAACUGCUGAAAUUUUACUGAUACUGAUCAUGUGCAAUUUUUCAAGAAGAACAUUAUUUCUAAAAAUAGAUAACACAACUUAUACCUAAUCCCCGCUUACUUGUUCUUGGACAUCUUUGUGUUCUAAAUGACAAUGCUUUGUCACCAUUUUGUGGAUUUGCAUCAUUUCCAUUCUUUGAUUGUAGGGUAGUACAUUAUUUAAUUGCUUAAUGUAUAGUUAAAAGAGUCAGAAUGAUUUAAACCAACAUUUACUGAAUUAGGGAUUUAUAACCAGAGAGCAAAAUGUUUUAGCUCACUUGGCCCAAAGGCAGGAGGGGCAGGGACUAAUAGGGUAAAGAGAGCAACUUCUUUGAAAUUCUACUUCUCCUGUAGGAAUGAUUAGAUUUUGAUCAGAUUUGGUCUGGACCAAUCUUUGGCAAAGAUAAAUCAAUUUUGUAUAAACAGUGGGUCUUGACCCCUCAGACUGGAAGGGAGAGGCCCUGUGGUGGAAAUAGUGCAAAUUCCUACUUGUAGGAAUGAUUGGUUUUUGUCCAAAUUUGGUCUGAAGUAUUCUUACAUUAAGGGAAAUCAAUAUUGUAUAAAUCGUGGUUCUCAGCCCCCUGUGACAGGAGGGGAAGGGCUCAAUUGGGAGAAUAGAGCAAAUUCUUUGAAAUCUUGCUCCUCCUGUAGGAAUGAUUGAAUUUUGGCCAAAUUUGGUCAAAACAUUGUUUGGAAAAGAAGAAUCAAGUCUACCAGGUGAGCAAUAUAGGCCCUAUGGACCUUUUGUUUUUGGCUCAACAUUUCUAGUUUGUUUAGAGCAGGAUUUUGUCCGAUUUUGUACUAAAGGUUGUGAAGGAAGACUAAUUUAUUUCUCUCAAUCACUUAGAUUUUGUGAAUACUUUACAAAUUUAUCGCUUUAGACAUAUUCACAAAUACAUGAUUUUACAAACAGUGGUCUAGAUAUGACUUAAGAUUCACGAAUUGGGCUUUUAGAUAUAUGGAUCCUGAUAUCGGCAACAGAAUCAGCAUGGAUUUUAUUAAUAGUUAAUUUCCGACAAAUAAUCGUGAGGGAUUUGAAUUAGGAUGGGUUCUAUCUAAACAGAUCCCCACUUAGACCAAAUAGUUGAUCAGUUGUAUAAGGUAGGGUCUUUGUUGAAAUCAUAGCAUUGAGAAGUGUUUAUGUAUGAACAACAUUGUAAAAAUUUAGUGAUAUUACAUGCAAUAAAUUAAGGACAUCAUUCUAAAAUUAUUUCAUUAAUAGUCCAUAAUUUACGUGCUUACUGGUAUACAAGGCUAGUUUAAUAAGAUUAUUUUCACUGAUGUUUAGGAAGCACAUGACCAGAUAAUCUGAUCAGUUAGACAAGGAAUCAAUUUGUAUGAUUUAGGUCCACUCAGUUUAUUUGUUAAAUACAGGUAUCCAGGUGUUAUUGGAUAUCACAGACAACAUCUUACGUACAGUAUCAGAUUAUAGAUUUCAUUUUGUUCAUCACCCACUUUAGACUGAAGCAUGUUUGAUAUGGCAGCUGAGUAUUCUGACAUUUUGUGAAAUUUUACUUGCAACUGUAAUCCUAAUUCUUAUGUAAUCUGCAUGUACUUAUGUUCUGAAACUGUUCUUUACAAAACCUUUGUUUAUCUCGAGUGUCCUGUCAGACAUGUUUCUCAUUCCAUGGAAAUGAUUUUCAUCAAGGAAUUAUUGACAUUCACCCCUUCGUUUUAUCCACAUCAAAUGUAAAUAUAAAUAUGAUUUUUAAUUAAUCACAUAAUCAUGUUAUACAGUUUAAAUUUGUUGAAAUAAAUCUUGCCCAGAGCACCAUUG
This is a messenger RNA of Ylistrum balloti, 4341 nucleotides long. Its product is annotated as membrane protein BRI3-like. The coding region runs from base 60 to 518 and encodes 152 amino acids. Lineage: Eukaryota; Metazoa; Mollusca; Bivalvia; Pectinida; Pectinidae. The transcript is spliced from 4 exons. The record is from RefSeq and is a predicted model, not a curated record.